AUGGAGAGCAGACCUAAAAAGAAGCAAGUUGAGCCAGGCCCAGAGUUGCCUACUGAUGAAUCUCAGGCUGGAGUUUCUUAUGUUGACUUUGAAUAACUCUAACAAGUUGACUAAGACCAUUUAGCUUCUAACACUGAUGGCUUUAUGAGUUCCCUCCUUGAAUCUGCAAGUAGUGAUGAUUGGAAAGCAUAGUAUGAAGCAAUCAAUACUUUGAGAUCCCUGAACAGAUAUAACACUGAAGUACUUGUAGCCUAUCUAGAUCAGUUUAGUAAAUUUGUGAGAAGUUAGGUCGACAAUCUUCGAUCUAACCUUUCAAAAAACUCUUUGCUGUUUUUAAAGGAAUUCAGUGCAAACAAGCAAGUAGAUCAUGCAAAAAUCAGUGGCUUCAUAGCUCAUGUUUAUCCUGUGGCUUUGAUUAAAACAAUAUAUGAGAAAAACUUCAUAGUUGUUGAAGCUAAGCAAACAUUUGCCAAUGCUGUAGAGAACUUACUGUUCCCAGAGCUUAUCGAUACAUUGGUUGAAGGAUGCAGAGCUAAAAUCAUCACAUUAGCUGAGCAUUCAAUUGGAUAUUUGACUACUCUUGUGAAAAACUUUGAUCCAGAGUAUUUCAACUAAGGCUCAUAGUCAGUCUCACUGUCUGGCUUGAUUAAUCAACUCUAUCAGGAAUAUGAAGGCAAGAGAAUGAAGAUGAAAAAGGGUGCAGAAUCUGUCUUUUCAGAUAUCAAGGAUAAAAUUGGAAAAGAAAGAAUAGAAGGAGUUCUUAUUGAUAUCUUUAGCAGUCAAGAGAAUGCCAAGGAAAGGAGUGAUAAGAUCAUGAAACUUUUUGAGGAAAAAACUGUGAAGCAAGCUGAUAAGAGUAAAGAUUUCAGAAGUUUCUUGAAACAGCAAAAGCAGCAAGCUGUAAAGGAUGAGGAUGAAAAUAUGCUGUAAUGA
This is a messenger RNA of Stylonychia lemnae, 933 nucleotides long. The record is from the annotation of a GenBank genome assembly. NCBI's taxonomy places the organism in Eukaryota, Ciliophora, Spirotrichea, Sporadotrichida, Oxytrichidae.